ACACUGCGGGGAUAGGUCCGGUUCUCCUUUACAAAGAUGGCCGAUCCCCGUUUGUUAUGUGGAUGGGGGUUGUGCACUCCGUCCUUUACCAAUAUGUCGGUGCCAGUGGCUGUUCGCUCUGAGCUCCGGCUUUGCCGGCGCUUCCCGCCUCAUCUCCACCCGCUGCAGGUUCUCACCCCGAGAGCGGCCUUUAGCUCUGGCCGCUGGCCCAGCGCCGGCUCUCGCUGUGUCCUCUCCCUGAGAAGCGGCACGUCCUGGUCCCCGGGUCCAGGCCUCUUCGUCUCCGCCACCGUCAGCGAAGAGGAGCCGCCCGAGACCGGGCCCCAGGGGGAGGCCGAGGGGGGGACCGGGCCCCAGGGGCAGGCCCAGGGGGGGACCGGGCCUCAGGGGCAGGUUACUGGGAUCCCGCUCCGAAUAUACACCAGUAAACUGUUUCCCAAACAUUAUGGGUUAUGGAUGGAAGAGGAUGUGGCAGAGGAAUCCCCAGGGCUGCAAGGCAAUGAGUUUGGUGCCCAAGCCUGGCUGAGGGUCUCCCUGGUACACUCAGUGCCCAUCCUGACCAAGGUGGUACUGGGUGCCCGCAGCAAGGCCAGCUUGUACUGGGCUGGCUCACAGAACUUUGCCAAUGGCCUCCUGGUCCUGAUAUGCCAGCAGCAACAGAUCCUGCUGAGGCAAGGCGAUGUUCCUGUUAUACCCUACCAUCCCAUAUUUGGGGAGGACAGCGGUGAAGUCUUUACCAACCUCUUGGAGCUGGUGGUCCUGGAAUGCCAGCCUGUUCUGCAAGGAGUCCUGUCUGUGAACACUAGCCUGGUACUCACUGAGUUCAGAGAGGCCAGUCAGCUGCCCUGCAGUGAGUUGCAGCCCGUCAGGCACCUCCAGCCUCUUUGCGUUUCUGAUUUUGCCCAUUACACCAGUGGAGUUUGGGGGGCAGGCUUUGGGAUGGAGCAUGGCAAACCGCUGGACUCUGACAUCAUGACUUUUCUGCGAGCCCUAGAGUGCAGGCUGGAGGUUACCGUGGUGGACGUGCCUGCACUUCUCAACAACAGGAGGCUUCGACCCCACACUGUGGCUGGGCAAAACAGCAGCCUGGAUGCUGAUAACCUGCUGGUCCUAACCAAACCAGCUCUGCAGCGCCUGGGUCUUUUCAAUCGCGAAUGGGUCCUCAUCUCAUUACUGGAACCGACCAUGGAGAGGGAGCAGAGAGCAGUGCGUGCAGAGCCUGAGGCAGAGCAGCCCGAUCAGACAGGGGAACCCUACAGCAGUCCCAGUCUGAUGGGAGGCAGCUCUGAUCGGUGGCUGCGUGGGCGGCUUGCCUCUGUGGUUGUGGUGGAAGUGACUAACAGUGCCCACCUGGAGCUGGCAGAGAACACAGCAGCAAUCUCGCACACGCUUUGGUUUAACAUUUCCAAUGGGGCCCCAAUGCCCAUUGCCAGUAGGACGCUGAAAAUCAAGCGAUUUUACCAGCCAGCCGCUGGGAGCAAACAGCUGAAGGAUAGUCGUUCAACUCUCUCCAUCCCUCCACUGGCAAAUGAGCUACAUGUAAAAGUCAUCUUCUCUCCAACAUACAAUGCAAGAGCUGUGUAUGAUGGUCUACUGUUCGAGCAUUUUAAAACACCAAGGCUUAUCCAUUCAGGGGAUGUGCUGUGUGUCCGAACACAGGGCAAGGCUGAGUUCAUUGAGAGCAGUUCAGAGAGAUCAGUGAGAUGGCCGGUGCUGUACCUGAAGGUGAGCUCAGUGUCUGGGCACGCAGCUCCUGAGUCUGGCCCUGAUUUCCUGGCUGACAACGAGCACACCUCCCUGUACCUGGAUGGUUGUGUUAACAGCUUUAUCCCCGCCGCAGCUGCAUCCAAUGGUCAUCAAUUCUGGGGCAGCACAUCUCCCCCUGGACUGACCGACAUUGUGGAUAUCCUCAGUAGCAUCAUGCAGCCCUACCUGCACACUGGGCCUCCAAUACUAGAUUGGCCAUGCAGUGUCUUGUUGUGGGGUCCGAGUGGGUGUGGGAAGACCACGGUGCUCCAAGCUGCUUGCUCCAAGUUCAACCUGCAUCUAGUAAAGGUGGACUGUGUGUGUCUCUCUGCUGAUUCCACCGCGGCCUCCGAAGCCAAGCUCCAAGCUGCCUUUGCAGAAGCUGAGGUGUACUGUCCGAGUGUCCUGUUGUUGCACAACAUGGCGAUGAUUGGAAGAAUGAGGGAUAAUGUCGGUGCAGACUCGCGCCUGAUCUCUUCAUUUCACCGAUUGAUGAAGUCCCUCCCCCUGAGCUGCCGUGAGUACCCAGUGGUGGUGGUUGGGACAGUGGGCCGGCUGCAGGACCUUUUUACUGAUGUCCAGACGCUGUUUCUUCAUGAAGUGGGAAUGGCGAAUCUCUCCGAGGACCAAAGGAAGCUUAUACUGACAGCACUGAGUACCGAGCUGCCCCUGGGCAACGAUGUCAACCUGGCCAAGCUCGCCAAGUUAACAGCUGGUUAUCAGCUGAGUGACCUGUGUGCAUUACUGAGCCAUGCUAGCCAUGCAGCCUGCAGCCGCUUAAGGAAUAGCUGUUUUCCAGGAGCUGUCCUGAGUAUGGAGCGAGAGUUGGAUUUAUGCAUGGCGGGAGUGACGAUUCUAUGGGAGGAUUUCCAGAGUGCCUUAGAUCAGCUGCAGACGGAGCUGUCCCAGGCGAUCGGAGCUCCAAAGGGUGUGGACACUGAGACCUCGGAGCUUGUCCUGCUGCCUGAUGACUUUAAGAAAGCCUUGGCCACACUGCAGCCUUCAGUCUCUCAGCACGAGCUUUCCAACUACAAACAGAUCCAACAGAAACUGACAGCCACAUGACAGAUUCCCAGCUACAGCCGGAUGGGAACAGGAACAGCCAACUGGGGAAGCAUCUGGAUGGGAGUUUGGGAAGCCUCGAUCUGAAUGCACAUGGGUGUAUAGUUUAGCAAGCAUAUGGAUGUGCAAGUAAUGCCUGGAAGAGACAUAACAAGGAACAUUGGAGGAGUAGGAUUUUGGGUGGGGGCAGGUCUACAGAGGGUGGAUAUUCCACUUGGGAACAGGCCCUGGCUGUAAGUGAUGAUAAUCUGCAUAGCAACAAGAUUGUAGCUCUGUGUCUGGGAACAGGAGUGAUACCACUUUGUACAGCACCGGGGCUAGAUCAAGGCACCAGCUUGGGACAAGGCACAGUGUUUGAGGAACUCUGUAGGAAUAUGUAAGUUUUAGUAUUGCAAGGCACCUCUGGAUGAGAGAGCACAUCUGAACAUGAAUAAAGUCAAUAGUAAAGGAGUGCAAUUUGGCAAAAAUGUGGAUGGAAUUUGCAAGACAUGAGGGAAAGACCAGGUUGGGCUGUGUCCAGAAGCAUUAAUAUCUGUACAGGUACAGGAGCACUUUUGCAGUUAGUCAGUUCCACAUCUGCAAAUAUAGAACUUGGAUUUCACCACUGAUGCUCAGUAACAGCAGUGUGUACUAUCGACAAGAUGCACUGCAGAAAUUCACCAAAGAUCCUCAGACAGCACCUUCCAAACCCACAACCACUUCCAUCCCGAAGGACAAGGGCAGCAGAUAGAUGGGAACCCCACCCCCUGCAAGUUCCUCUCCAAGCCCCUCCCCAUCCUGACUGGGAAAUAUCUCACCGUUCCAUCACACUCACUGGGUCAAAUGGCUGCAGUUCUCUCCCUGAGGGCAUCGCGGGCCUACCCUACAGCACACGGACUACCGCGGGUCAAGAAGAAAAUCAAUGUUUAACUUUUGAAAAUAUUAUUUUCAGGAAGCUGAAGUUUGCUUUUAUCUGGAAAGCUUAUAAAUGAUAAAAUUCUGGUCAUGGA
This is a messenger RNA of Chiloscyllium plagiosum (whitespotted bambooshark), 3797 nucleotides long. NCBI's taxonomy places the organism in Eukaryota, Metazoa, Chordata, Chondrichthyes, Orectolobiformes, Hemiscylliidae. The record is from RefSeq and is a predicted model, not a curated record.